Messenger RNA from Nicotiana tabacum (common tobacco), 1014 nucleotides. The record is from RefSeq and is a predicted model, not a curated record. Lineage: Eukaryota; Viridiplantae; Streptophyta; Magnoliopsida; Solanales; Solanaceae.
AUGGCCAGUACCAUUGGUACUCCACUGUUUGUUGAUGCUUGUACAACAAAUCAACAUAGGAUAUCAUAUGCUAGAAUCUUGAUUGAGAUAAAUGUGACUAAAAACUUGCCUACAGAAGUGACUGUGAUGGAUCCAUCCGGAAGGCAAUUUCAGCAGAGGAAAAAGGAGCAGGAAGGUCAACCACUGAAGAGAAGGAAGCCAACAAAAAUAGUGCAAACAUGGGUAGCAAAAAGGGUAAUACAACAACAAAGUGCAGGAAGCCUAGGAAUGUCUGACCAACAAGAAGUUGCAGGGAUACUUUUGAUAGAUAAAGGUAAGGCAGCUGUAAGGGGAGCAGAAGGUGAGUGGUCACAACCAAAGAGUAAAGGCAAUAGUCUAAGGCAGAGAACAGAAUACCAAAAGGCUGAGGCAGAGAAAAAUGAAAGGAAUGAGGGCCAUAAAGAUGCAAUGGCCAACUCAGAAGGAGUGUAUGCAGUGUCAAAAAAGAAUGGCUUCCAAGCUAUUCUUAUGCAUGAGAAGGGAAUAAAUAAGAGGUACAAACAGAAGAAAAUUAAGAAGUACCUCAUAGAAAAUCACAUAAAAAUAGCAGGUCUUGUGGAAACAAAAGUCAAGGAGAAUAAUGCACAACAUAUUGUUGGGAAAAUUGCAUGUACAUGGAGUUUGCUCAACAACUAUGGUGAUGCUAGUAAUGGGAGAAUUUGGAUUAUGUGGGAUAGUAGAAUCUACAAUAUCAAGAAAUUGGCAAGCCAAGUACAAUAUAUACAGUGUCAUAUCAUAGGGAAGCACAAUGGAGUGGAUUUCUUAAUAGCAGUUGUUUAUGGCUUUAAUACAAUGGAGCAGAGAAAGACGUUAUGGUCUCAGUUAAACUACCUGGCUUCAGGGAUUAAUAAGCCUUUGGUUAAUAUGUGGAGAUUUCAAUGCUAUACAUAUCCUCAAGAUAGACAUUAUGGAGUACCAGUGACACUGGCUGAAAUUAAAGAUUGCAGAUUGCUAUCACAAUCUCUCAGUGAAUGA